Molecule: messenger RNA, 2414 nt
Organism: Arabidopsis arenosa
Lineage: Eukaryota; Viridiplantae; Streptophyta; Magnoliopsida; Brassicales; Brassicaceae
Source: the annotation of a GenBank genome assembly
GUUUCUUACUUUGCUUGGUGUUAGGGUUUUGUCUCUUUGUUUGUUGAUGAAGAGCUCUAUUCGAAUUCAAAUUUUCUUUUGAUGUUUGGUGCUUACUAGUGGGGAUGGAAAUGAGUGGUUUGGGAAGAAAACGUCUUUCAAAGUGGGACUCUAAGGAAGAUACACACCAUCAUCAUUCUAGUGUAAAUGCAAACUCGGGUUCUUAUUACCGCGACAAAGAGUCUGAGCCUGUUCGGUUCAAUGACGAGACUAAUGGUGAAGCUAGGACUAGAAGCAGAGUUUCACAGAAUAACGAUAACAGUUAUUUUUCUGAACAGGAUGAUACUAGGCAACAAUUUUUCCCUAGGAGUGGAAGUAAAAGUAAUAGCAGGAGUAGAAGCCGUAGUAGAAGCCCAGUCUAUAGAGGUAGACGAGAUGCGGGAUCUUAUGAUAGACACAAGACAAGAACACAAGUUUCUCCUACGCCAAUGAGGGAGUUCAAUAAAAGAGGCAGUGAUCAUCAGUUUGAUCAAAGAAGUGAUUAUGGUUGGGAAGAUAACAUUAGAAAGCCAAGGGAGACGAAAUAUCACACCGAUGAUUUCAGAGAAGAGGCGAUGAUGGAAGGUGCGAGGUCUUCUGACUAUAAUACUGAUUAUCCCGAGGAUAAUUCGAGAAGGGGGCAUUUACAUGAUGGCGGUUUAGACCCGAGAAUGAGAAGGGGAAGAAGCGAUUUUACGGGCGAGAAAGAAACACAAAGAAGGGAUGGUGAUGGUGAAGGAGGAUUCCACAGGAGUUCGAAUAUUCCGUGCAAGUUUUUCGCUGCGGGGACGGGGUUCUGUCGUAAUGGCAAUUAUUGCAGGUUUUCUCAUCAUGUUGCUGAUAGAAAACAGCCUCAAGACAACAACUUUUAUAGACAGGACAAAAACAAUCAUAGUAGUGGUCAUAAUAAAUGGAAUGAUGUUGAAAGAUUGGACAAUGGAAGAGUAGGUAGAAUCGAAGUUUCUCGCGCCAGUAAGGGAGUUUCUGAAUCUAAAGGGAAUGGUAGUAGCUGGAUUGAUGACAUGGAGAUGUCUCCUGAUUGGAAUUAUGGAGUCCAAGCUUUAAAGAAGCCUGUGAAGGAAGAACAUGGUGUUGGUAUUAUUGGUCAGAGUUCACAAUCUCGAGUUCUUAAAGAUAAUUUGGUGACUAAUUAUGAUUCGAGAAGUAGUGGUAUGUUUUCACAUGGUGACAAAACUAUCGCUGAGAAACCUAUAGCUGCUUCACAUCAGAGUUACAGUAAUUUAGUGAAUGUUGCUCCAGUUCAAACAUUUAAUCAGAAUCAUAAUGUAUUGCCGUACCAAAGAUCACUAACUGCUGGAGGAAGUCAACAAGUGCUAGCUACUGCUUCUGCUGCUGCUCAAGAUUUCUCAGUAGGCUUGAACUUGAGCAAUCUUGAGAGUGGAAAAGUUUAUCAAGAUAAUCAUCACUCAACGGUGGAGAAACCUGUUUUGGUUCAAAAUACAGUAAGUAGGGAACAAAUCGAUCAGAUUACCAACAUCUCAGCAACUAUAGCGCAGUUUCUUGCAAAUGGGCAGCCUAUUCCACAGCUUGAACAGGCAUUAAAGAUGCCGCUGCAUUCAGAAUCUUCCGUGGCUGUUCAACCAAAUCAGGCUACUCCUCAAAGUAAUCCAGUGAGUAGUAAUCCAAAUCAGCUAUGGGGACUAGGGAUGGGCACUGACGCUGAAGGAGUCUCAGCGGUUACUGCAUCAAAGGUAAGCAAUGUCGAUGGGAUUCAGGAACUAUCGCUAAAUCCCAAGGAAAACGGGGACAAAAAGACUGAUGAAGCUAGCAAGGAAGUAGAGGGUAAGAAAAUUGGAGAAGACACUAAUGAUGCUGAGAACGUCGUGGAUGAAGAUGAAGAUGGUGAUGAUGAUGGGAGCGACGAAGAAAACAAGAAAGAGAAAGACCCGAAAGGAAUGCGGGCGUUUAAGUUUGCGCUAGUUGAGGUAGUAAAGGAGCUUCUAAAACCAGCUUGGAAAGAAGGUAAGCUGAACAAAGAUGGUUACAAAAACAUAGUGAAGAAGGUAGCUGAGAAAGUGACUGGUACAAUGCAAAGUGGAAACGUUCCUCAAACACAGGAGAAGAUUGACCAUUAUCUAUCCGCUUCGAAACCAAAACUUACCAAGCUCGUUCAGGCAUAUAUCAGCAAAAUCAAGAAGACAUAAUUUGAAUUGGACUCCCAUGUUUCAUCUCUUUCCAUCAUCAUCAUAAACCUUGAGAGCUGAAGUGGAAAAUGUUGUUAACUUUAUACUUACCUGCUUAAUCUUUAGAGGAAGAUUAGAAGACCAGGUGAUGAUUUGUUGUCCCCAUUAUUUUCAGUUGUGUAGAUAUACCAGUAGAGAGAUUUUGUCCCAAUUCUUUUUUCUUCAUUUUCGACAUAAAUGAUAAGGUCCAGU